GCGGUCUCCCAAGCUUCGCCUUUGCAUCGAUGGGCUCCACCCCUCGGCCACCGCUGGUCUACCACGCUCGCUUCCUCUUCUUCCCGCUUCUUAUCUUCUUCUCCUUGCCCAGGUCGUGGGCGUUGCAGAACUCGCCCAGUGAGCUCCUGGAAUCGGCUCGCGAGCCGGAGUUCUUCGAUUGGUUGACGGCUAUUCGGAGGCGGAUCCACCAGCACCCGGAGCUCGCCUUCGAGGAGUACAAGACGAGUGAAUUGAUCCGGUCCGAGCUCGACGCCCUCGGUAUUGAGUACGCCUGGCCGAUCUCUGGGACCGGAAUCGUGGCCUCCGUCGGCUCCGGCGGUGGCCCCGUCUUCUCUCUUAGGGCAGACAUGGAUGCUCUCCCAUUGCAGGAGCUUGUGGACUGGGAGUACAAAAGCAAAGUAAGUGGAAAAAUGCAUGCUUGUGGCCAUGAUGCUCAUGUAACAAUGCUUCUUGGGGCAGCUAAAUUGCUUCAACAUCGGAAGAACACAUUGAAGGGCACUGUAAAGCUUGUUUUCCAACCAGCAGAAGAGCGUGGUGCUGGUGCUUAUCAUAUGCUGCAAAGUGGUGCAAUAGAUGGUGUAGAGGCAAUCUUCACUUUGCAUGUUGAUUCUCGCCUGACAACUGGUGCUAUUGCUUCUCGACCUGGUCCUCUUCUUGCGGCAUCUGGACGUUUUGUAGUCACGAUCAAAGGAAAAGGUGGGCAUGCAGCACUUCCACAUCUAACAGUAGAUCCUAUUAUUCCUGCCUCCUUUGCAAUCCUCAGCCUUCAACUGCUUGUCUCGCGGGAGUCAGACCCACUUGAGAGUAGAGUUGUCUCUAUUGGGUUCAUGAAAGCCGGAGAAGCAUACAAUGUUAUUCCAGAGUCUGUGACUUUUGGUGGCACAUAUAGGAGCAUGACCACGGAGGGUCUCUUCGAACUCUCAAGAAGGAUUAAAGAGGUCAUAGAGACACAAGCUGCCGUACACCGUUGCACUGCCACAGUAGAUUUUAUGGAACAGGAACUAAGACCAUAUCCAGCAACGGUGAAUGAUGAACGAAUAUACGCCCAUGCUAGAAGGGUGGGGGAGAGCCUGCUUGGGAAAGACAAUGUCCAUGAGAGCCUACCAACCAUGGCUGCAGAGGACUUUAGCUUCUUUUCACAACGGAUGCCGAGUGCUUUGUUCUGGCUUGGAAUAAAAAAUCAGACACUGGGGCCAGGUUACCCAUUGCAUUCUCCCCACUUCUUUCUUGAUGAGCAGGCACUUCCAAUAGGAGCUGCUUUCCAUGCGUCAGUAGCAAAGGCUUACCUGGACCACCACUCCACGGUGGUAUAAAUUCCAAUUGAGAACUACACACUGGCCAUCUUCUGAGUUGAGUGCUUCACCUUCGGUGGAAAAGCUUCUUUGCCCUUUGCCCAACUUCAGACUGAGUUGCCCUUCUCUCCAAGAUUGGCAUAGUGGGACAGAAGCCUAUGGACCCAAGCGCAGAUGAUAAAGGUGCCAAUUAACUCUAUCUACCAUCUUAAAGUAUGAUGGUAUGAUUUUGUAAUACCAGAAUCUAAUUUCUCAUGGGAACGAAUCAUAUUCAUGCACCUUCACAUUUGAUAUAUCAGUAUACUUUACAAAUGA
Musa acuminata subsp. malaccensis (wild Malaysian banana) is the source of this 1628-nucleotide messenger RNA. The record is from RefSeq and is a predicted model, not a curated record. Lineage: Eukaryota; Viridiplantae; Streptophyta; Magnoliopsida; Zingiberales; Musaceae.